AUGAGUUCUGGGCUGCUUGAAGACCUCAGAGAUGGUGGCGGGGAGUACCCAGCAACCAUUAGAAACGAUGAGGAUCUAAAAGAACUGUCGAGGUGGCUUCUAGAUGCGCGCUUACUCUGCGACCCAGACGAUGAGUUCGGCCAGCUUGUCCCCUCUUUCCAGUAUGAUUAUAUGAACGAACCGUUCGUGUUUGGAACGGAAGAGGUUCCAGAAGCAGACGUGGUCCGGAAACAUCGAACAAAGUCCCAAGCUUCCGAUAUCGAGAUACACUUUCCCGAGACUGUUGAGGGCCCCAAGUUCAUUAGAAUCGAUCCCGACGGCAGCAAGUUCAGAGUCGAAAUGGACUAUAACAACUCUACUGACUCUGACGACCGGGUACAUGCUGUUGUUCACUCCGUUUGCCUGGAAUUAGCUGGAAAGGUCUUUGAGUCUUCUCGUGUCGCCCACGUUCGAGAUAUGCGUGGUCUGUUCCUGGCCCUGCGUUGGAGACAAGGUAUCUGUUACAAGUCUGGAGGUUUGUGGGACUGUCAGCCGCAAGUCAACUAUAUGCUCGCGAAUCACGGCUAUUAUGUGCCCCAAUGCGACUGCAUUUACGACGGCAUGGAUUGGUCUGGACCUUACACGUCUCCGAGAGCUAACCUGUUCCAUCCAUGCCGAUCUCAAGUGGCACUCACAGCCGAGGCAGACAAGCUCGCUAAGAACCUGGCUAGGAUGCCGACAGAGAUCAUGGAGACUAUUUUCGAAUAUAUGGGACGAGAUUUACCUCGACUCUCUUCGCGCCUGGUCUCGCAGAAGAUCUGGAAGGAACAUCUCAAAGCAGCUUGUCGAGGGGUCGGGCUUCUCCCGUGGCUGUGGGAUAUUAAUACCGCUCUUGUCGAUGCCAAAGACGCUGAACUUUGCCCAGGAGGGCCUGGCUUCGAGUGGGACUGGGAGUUGCUGGCCCGUCAGCUCAGCCGUGGAGUCGACUACGGGGUUCGUCCAGACUGUCCCAAAGACGUGUAUCCCUAUCCCGCGUGGUUCGAUUCGCCGCUGACCUGGCACAUGGUCUGCACUGGAUCCCAUACGGACCUCGCACAUGUUCCUGCUGGGCUGCACAACCGCCGCCGCAUCUGGCAGCUUCUCGAGGAGAUGUUUGUGGGCGAUGCUAUACCCUGGCCAGCACGACAACAUUGCUGGUGGAGAAGGAAAAAUCAUGUUCGAGAAAAGUGCAUGCCACUUUGGUGGGACAAGUCUGGAAAUGUCCUUCCGUCCCCCAUAUGGAUUCCAUCGAUCUAUCUCACUUGGUAUGCCGACCCGGAAAGUCACCCUGAAGCGAUUUUCCUUAGGAGGCUCGGAGGAGAGGUCUACGCAUUUAAAGGCAAGUCUCGGCUGCAGUAUUGGCAAGAAGAUGCCAAGGAGAACAGUGAUUGCGCAUUGACUGUGGAUGAAGCGGGGGAAGUUAAGCCACGGCCAGCGACGGUAGAAGAAAUCUACGCGGUUUUGCGGCCGCUGGGAUAUCCAGUAUAA
Messenger RNA from Colletotrichum spaethianum, 1506 nucleotides. RefSeq lists its product as uncharacterized. The coding region runs from base 1 to 1506 and encodes 501 amino acids. NCBI's taxonomy places the organism in Eukaryota, Fungi, Ascomycota, Sordariomycetes, Glomerellales, Glomerellaceae. The transcript has 2 exons. The record is from RefSeq and is a predicted model, not a curated record.